Molecule: messenger RNA, 2171 nt
Organism: Marchantia polymorpha subsp. ruderalis
Lineage: Eukaryota; Viridiplantae; Streptophyta; Marchantiopsida; Marchantiales; Marchantiaceae
Source: the annotation of a GenBank genome assembly
GCAAACCUGUCCCGGGGUAGCCAACGUCUCGGUCAUCAUGAGACAGACACGACUUGUCAUCCAUGAGCACGCUUUUUCGUGCCUCAUCCUCCAUCGGACUGGUCUAUCCUUUGCCUUCUUGUGUCGCCGAAUCUCCUCCUGUUCCGCUUCUCUUUGGGUCUCGCGGACUCCCACGGAAGGCCUCUUCGUAAGUCCGUCCCGCCCACGCUCGAUUCCGCCCUCCCUUGCGUCCGAUAGAUCUCGUCUGUCUGGCACAUUCCGAUUGAGCCACAGACCUGCGCUUCCGGAUUUAACUCUUUCCGUCUUUUGAGCUUUGCACGUGUCUUAUUCACACUGAAUGCAGGAUUGCUGAAUUCUAGCUGGUGGCGUCGCUGUUGACAUCCCAACUUCACUGGCAUCCAUCGUUCCGACAACGUACACGGGCAGAGAGGAGAAUGUAGAUAGUUCAGGAGGCAGAGAGAGGGAGUGAAGGAGAAAGAGGCCUGGUUCAGAAAGGAGCAGGGUUGAAUUCUCGUGUUGGAGUUCGGAGAAGAUUAAGCUGUCUCUGGCUCGUCACGACCCUGUCAUUGGUGUUGAAAUUCUGGACCAAGGGGUCGCUCGGGUUGUAAAUAUAAGCAUACUCGUUGAUAAUUAUUUUUCCAGAGCUUUGCAAUGCAGUCGGUUUGUGCGGCUUCUGUGGGCGUCAGGCCGUUUAUUCAGGCAUCAUAUUGCAGCAGGACCACUGCUCCUAGCUGCGGCUCCCUACGAAAUGGGUCGUCUGUUGCGGAUAAUUUAGGAUUGAGGCGAAGGAGGUUGAGAUUUUUGAAAAGAGCUGCAAGUUUCUCCACAGACUUGAUAAAUAGAAGUGGAAAUCGCCUACACAUUGAGAGAUUGAGUGUAGAAGCAUCGAGCUCAGGUGUAGGAGCCGGAAGUUUUAGCAGCGAUGACAACGAGAUAACUCCCGCGGUCGAGCACGCAGGGCUUGUAAAUAGCGGUACCGAAACUGAACCGACUCCAGGGCCCAGUAAAUAUAAAGGAAGUCUACAAGCUGUGGGUGUUGUUUCAGCUGUCUUGAGCAUUGCUGCAGCCGCUGCAUUAGCAGUAACCCUUAAAAGUGGAGGAACUGACGCCCUUCUUUCCACCGUAUCGAGAUCUGGGUUCCCUGCAGCAUUUAGUUUGAUCUUCGUUUCUGAGAUCGGUGAUAAGACUUUCUUCAUUGCAGCUCUAUUGGCAAUGCGACACAACAAAUGGCUGGUACUGUUGGGGGCAUCAGGAGCAUUAUCUGUGAUGACCGUGAUAUCAGUGGUCAUUGGUAGACUAUUCCGGAAAGUUCCAGCAUCGCUACAAACAACACUUCCGGUUGGAGAAUACGCUGCAGUAGCCCUUCUUCUCUGGUUUGGAUUGCGCUCAAUUAAAACUGCUUGGGAUAUCCCCUCGGCUGGUUCCAAGAAUGAAGAACCCCAAGAGAUGGGAGAACUGGCUGAGGCAGAAGAAUUCUUGAAGCAAGUUGAGGAUAAGAAAAUUAGCACCCCCCUGGAAGUUUUGGGAGAGGCAUUUAGUCUUAUCUUCGUCGCGGAAUGGGGAGAUCGAUCUAUGUUAGCGACUAUUGCCUUAGGAGCUGCUCAGUCUCCUUGGGGUGUUGCAUCCGGAGCUAUUGGUGGACAUGUAUUGGCGACUCUUCUAGCAGUCGUUGGAGGAGCCCUGCUUGCCCGAUAUCUUUCUGAGAAAAUGAUUGGUUACUUUGGAGGGUUCCUAUUUCUAGGGUUUGCUGCAGCAACAUUGGCUGGAGUGUUCUAGCUGUAUUGAAACCAAAUGAAUAUAUCACCUGUUUAAUAUGGAGGUGCCGAGUCUCUAUGCAUGUCCACGAGCAUUGCGCUCCAACGCAUAUUCCUGAAGGAGAAAUGAUGUACCCAUUUAGAUUGUAUUGCCAGCAGCAGAUUGAAGAAGAAUGUAAUUUUUGGUUAGCAAUCCUACGUUCUUCAUGUACUUUGCCUGGAUGUAUCACCACCUCGAAAAAAUAUCCCAAAUUGUUUUAUUUUGCUCGGUGUCUUGUGGGUUGUCUAUCAGUUUCUCGCAAGAACCAACUCAUAUGGCAACCAUCCUUUCUAACAUCAUUCUUUUAGAUUUAUUUUGUUUCUUAUGGAAAUACAGCCACACUGUAAAGGAUAUAUUCGACUACGACUUACAAACCG